Molecule: messenger RNA, 372 nt
Organism: Chlorella variabilis
Lineage: Eukaryota; Viridiplantae; Chlorophyta; Trebouxiophyceae; Chlorellales; Chlorellaceae
Exons: 3
Biological process (GO): autophagosome assembly
Cellular component (GO): autophagosome membrane
Molecular function (GO): protein binding
Source: RefSeq, a predicted model, not a curated record
AUGCUUGCCCGCAACCCGCCCUGCAGCGUGCCGGCCCACGACGGCGGCUGCUACGGCCUGGCGUUCAGCCGCACCGGCGUGCUGCUGGCCAGCGGCGGCGCCGACAAGACUGUGAAGCUGUGGGAGCCGUGCAGCGCCACCAACACCGCCACGCUGCGCGGCGUGUUUGAGGGGGUGAAUGCUGUGGCCUUCACCUCAGACUCAAAGCUGGUGCUGGCAGCAGAGAACAACAAGGCGGUGCGGGUGUGGGACGUGACCACCGGGCGCCUGCGCAUGUCGCUGACGGGGCACAACGGCAAGGUGACAGGGCUGUCCUGCAGCCCCGCAGACGCCCACGUGGUGGCCACCUGUGCCGCCGACCGCACGAUCAAG